AUGGCGCGUCCUCGCCGUCGGCCUCGCCUUCAUCACAACCACCGCGGCGUCGACUGCGUCGCCGACGUCCCGGCCUCCCAUGCGCCCCGCGCCUCGUCUCGCUCCGGCGUGUGUGUCGGCACCUCCCCGCGCCGGAUGACGCCCCAGCCGUGCGCCCGUGACGCCCCGUCGCCCGCGUCCGCGCGUUUCCGCUGGCGCCCUGCGUGUCCGUGCACUGCGGAGUGGCUGCUGCUCUGCCCGCGUCCGUACGUCCGUGCGUUCGCCGCUGCUCCGCCCGUGUCCGCGUGCCGCCAAGCAGACGCGGCUGUGCCCGGGGCCUUCGUCCGGCUCCACGCGUUGCACCUCCGUCUGACUACCUGCACAGCGCCGGCUCCGGCUGCUCCAGGCCUGCGUGCCGGCCUCGCCCCGCUGCUGCCCCUCACCAACCGCCCCGCGUCCAGCCUCGCCUGCGCCUGGCUGCCGGGUCGCCGUGCCGGGCUCUCUCCGGCUUCGCGUCCCGCGCCGGCCAGGUCGCCGCUGCCGCCUCAUGAGCGUCGGCCCCGCUCGCCGGCUCCGCGUCCCGCGCCCGCCGGCUUGCCGCUACCGCCUCCCGUGCAGGUCCUCUCCGACGCACCCGCCAGCUUCAGCGCCUCGCUCCUCCCCUCCACCCGCACCGGCCCCGGGCCGGCUCCGCCCCACACGCGCAUGGCGCCUCCCGCUCCGCCGACCGCCGGCUCCGCCUCCGCCCGUGGCCGGGUCACGCGUGCCGGCUCCGCCUGCCAACCCGGCGACCCGGCGCUCGGCCGGCUCCGCCUCGCCUCCCCUCCCGCGCGCCCGCUGGCUCCGCUGCCGGCCUCCCGCGCCCGACGGCUUCGCCCCCUGCUCCAUUGCCCGCGUCGCCGCGGCUGCGUCCGGGAGGGCCGACCCCGUUUGCUGCUCCUAUAG
Messenger RNA from Aegilops tauschii subsp. strangulata, 924 nucleotides. NCBI's taxonomy places the organism in Eukaryota, Viridiplantae, Streptophyta, Magnoliopsida, Poales, Poaceae. The record is from RefSeq and is a predicted model, not a curated record.